CUGAAGAAGAUCUCUCAGGACCAGCAGCUGCUCCUCUAUGGGUGGUUCAAGCAGGUGAAGGAAGGGGAUUGCAACACCGCCAAGCCAGGAAUGCUGGACUUUUCUGGCAAAGCCAAGUGGGAGGCAUGGAACAAGAACAAAGGCAUGUCCAAGGACGAGGCAAUGCAGAAGUACGUCGAGGCUGUUAACCAGUGGAAGUCU
Guillardia theta CCMP2712 is the source of this 201-nucleotide messenger RNA. RefSeq lists its product as hypothetical. The annotation marks the transcript as partial. The record is from RefSeq and is a predicted model, not a curated record. NCBI's taxonomy places the organism in Eukaryota, Cryptophyceae, Pyrenomonadales, Geminigeraceae. The transcript has 3 exons. Gene Ontology annotation, biological process: fatty acid metabolic process. Gene Ontology annotation, molecular function: fatty-acyl-CoA binding.